Nothoprocta perdicaria is the source of this 4238-nucleotide messenger RNA. RefSeq names its product kininogen 1 (gene KNG1). NCBI's taxonomy places the organism in Eukaryota, Metazoa, Chordata, Aves, Tinamiformes, Tinamidae. The coding region runs from base 109 to 1971 and encodes 620 amino acids. Gene Ontology annotation, molecular function: cysteine-type endopeptidase inhibitor activity. The transcript is spliced from 10 exons. The record is from RefSeq and is a predicted model, not a curated record. Gene Ontology annotation, biological process: positive regulation of cytosolic calcium ion concentration; negative regulation of endopeptidase activity; negative regulation of blood coagulation. Gene Ontology annotation, cellular component: blood microparticle; extracellular region.
UCAGCUAUUGCUUCUGAAAACAGAAGAGGUUUCUAACUGCCUCUCAAGCAGCCCGAUUCCAUUUGCUUUUUAGAGUCACUUUAAUUCAGGGGGAUAUUUUGUCCUGCUAUGAAACCUUUCCUUGUGCUAGUGCUCUGCAGUAGUUUCUUUUCUAGCAGGGCUACCCCUCUUCCAUUUGAGUUUCUUGACUGCAAUGACCCCGAUGUCUCGGAAGCUGUCGAUGCAGCGCUGCAGAAAUACAACGCAGAGAGGAGCACUGGUAAUCAAUUUGCUCUAUACGUCGUGAUGGAAGCCAAAAAAACAGCAGAUCCUGACAUACAAUUCCAUGUGAAAUAUAAAAUACGAGAGAGCACUUGUGCCAUUGAGGAAAACAAGGACUGGAAAGACUGUGAUUACAAAGUACCUGCAGAAGCUGAAACCGGAGAAUGCACAGCUCAAGUUCACAUCAAUAAGGCUGAAAAAACAAGCAAUGUCUCACAGGUUUGCCAAACUAUUCCAGCUGUGGCAAAGGUAAUGCUCUCUGAGGCUCAAUGUCUUGGAUGCUUUCACCACAUAUCAAGUGACACUUCACAAGUGUCAGAAAUUCUGAAACAAGCCAUCCACCAGUUUAACAAGCACGGUGGCGAAACUGCCCUUUUUAAACUCGUUGAAAUAAAAGAAGCAAAAAGACAGGUGGUAGCUGGAUGGAAUUACAUAAUUAAAUAUGAAAUCAAGGAGACUAAUUGCUCCAGAGACCAAUUUCAAGAUUUAAGUCCAGAGUGCAGAACCAUUUCUACAGGGCGUGUAGGUAACUGUGAGACCAAAGCCUAUGAAAGUCUCCAGGCAGAGAUUGUAGACAUUGCAAGUCAGUGCAAGUUUCCAGCUGAUGAAACAGUAAGCCCUCCCAUUCUCAUUUGUGCUGGUUGUCCAAGCAUUAUCUCGAAAGACAACCCAGAACUGAAAGAACUACUGAAGGCUUCUCUGGAGAAGUACAACUUGGAGACCAAUGAUGAUUUUUACUACAAAGCUGGAGACAUAGAAUCAGCAACAGUUCAGGUGGUUGCAGGGAAAAAUUAUCAUAUCAUAUUUACAGUCAAGAAGACAAACUGCUCAAAGAAAGAGUUUGAAAAACUUAAUGAAGACUGUGAAGCCGCACUUGACAGCGAAUCACUGCAAUGUGAAGCCCAAAUUUACAUAGUCCCAUGGGAGAAUAAAAUCUCACCCUGGGUUAACUGCACUAAAGGACAAUUACCGUUGCUCCUUGCAAGAAGGCCUCCUGGAUUCACUCCGUUCCGAAGCCAAUCCCUUGCUUAUCAGCCAGGUGAAAUAAUAUCCCGCGAUAAAAAGAAAUCAGAAAGCCAAGCACCCAGCCAGGAAACAAGAACAGAGCGUGAACCCGGAGCAGAAGGUGAAGGUGACCCCGGGCAUAAACACAGGCACAAACAUGAGCACAAACAUGAGCACAAACAUGAGCACAAACAUGGGCAUGGACUUAAAAAACACCAGGAUUCCCACGAGAGGCACAGGCAGGGCACUGACUGCGGGCGCAGAACUGGCCACGGGUGUGGGCAUCGAAAACACAGUAAACAUGGUAAACACAAACAUCCCAAACCUGAAUCUUCUGAGGAAUCGGAUGAAAGGGCUUUUAAUCACGAGGAAACCCUCCCACCAUCCAAUGCUGAAAUGGUGUCAGAGCUAGUUACUCCUGGGGCUGCAAGGCAGGAAAUUAGUAUUCCUGUAGAAACAGUAACUCCUUCUGAUACACUUUUAUUUAAUGGGUUGCCAGAUCCCUCAGAAUCUUCUCUUCCUCGAUGUCCUGGAAAACCAUGGAAACCAAUUAUGGACCUCCCAGUUCCUCCUAACUUGCCCAGAGAACUGGUAGAUGAAGACCUCUUACCUUUGGAAGCAGAAAACACCAGUCCAGCAACAGAAAACUCAAAUCCUUCCCAAAAUGAAGACACAAGCUUUGACCUUUCAGACGCUUUAGAGUAAUUCAAGCAUUAUACGAUCCUAUUCUGAGGCCACACACUGAUAACCGAACAAAUUAUUGUCCUUUAAAAUCUAUAAAAAUCUUAAAAGGCUCCUAUUAUGUUAGCUAGGAUAUUCAAAUAGGUCCCCAGCACUUCUGGAGGCCUAAGACCAUGUGUGCAUGUUUGCUUACCUUUGCACACAGGGCAAGCUGGAAAGCAGGCAGUGCAUCAUGGUGCAGACCCAGCCUAUUGAGGAGUGCAGUGUAAGUCAAUAGUUUAAUGCUGCAGACUUUAUAGUUAUAAGUACCUUAGAUGCCUCAAGAUGCUAUAAGCCCACAGUGAAUUACUGCAUCAAAUCUCCCUAUGUUACAUUUAGAUGGUUGGCAUAAAGAAUUUUGCAAAUUGCAUGAAGAAUCUCAACCAACUAUUUCUGAUGAGUAAGACAAAAGCAAGCCAAUAUAGAAGGAUGCCUCCUCUAGGUAUUUAAAACAAUAUUUUUCUUAUUUACUGGACUGAAUAUUUUUUAAUAUAAAACAAAAUACAGGAACCUGGUUUAUUCCUCAAUGUCCUUAAUUAAUAUUCCCAUCAGUCUAUCACUGGCAGGUGGUCUUGCUGAAAGAGUUUAGAGGGACAGCUGACAAACAUAAAUAAAGCAUAUUCCCCAUGGGUAGUAUAUUAACUGAACAGCAGUGGCACUAUUGAUGGACAGAUUUUCAUGUGUCAGAGUGUACAAAUUUUGUGGAUUGGAUGACAGAACUGCAAACACUUGGGAUACCAAAAGGUUGUCUGACCUCUUACAUUACAAGAGGUAGCUUAACUCUGGGAAUCUACCACAGGCUGAGCUCCUGGUGGGAAGCUUAGCUAAAAAGUACCAAAUGUUUCUGGCAAAUAAUGUUUUGGUAAAUGCAGUGUUUCACAUUGUAUGGAUCUGUUAACACAUUACCUGGAAAAACAGACAGAAAAAAAAAUCCAAAUAAAUACUUUAACAUUAGCUCAGUUGACCAAUUUGAACUGCUGCUCAAUAAUCUUCUAAGUUAUUGAAAGGGUGAGGAGCUAUGAAUGGUUCACAUUUACCUGGUUCUGCUGCAAAGGACCACAGAGAGUGAAAACUACAGUCUAAGGAUCCUCCAACACAGCUGCAAAGAUGGACAUCAAGACUAUAUAAACAACAGCUAGAAAAGUGCCCUUCUGUUGUAUACUACCCCUCUACUGUCAUCACCAUACCGCUGAGGAAGAACAAGACAGAUGAAGACUGCUUACCAAAUGUGGAGCAAACAGAUGAAGCCUUGUCCAGAGAGGGAGGGGAGGCUCUUAAAGGAGGAGAUAUUUACAAGAAGAGGUCGGAGGACAGAGCUGGAGAGGACAGGAGCACGAGCAGAAAGAAGAACAGGAGCACGAAGAACAGAAACAGAACAGAAUCUUGGUGCCAAGGGUGGAAACAGGGUGAAUGGGAUGGACAAGAGACCUGAUAGGGGCAGCAGAGUCAAGAAGCAAAAAGGGCAGGAGCUGAAGAAAGGAGACAGAUGCAAAAGCCAACAGCCAAAGACUGCAGGUGGCUCUAACCCUGAGAGGACACUUCCCUACAAGUCACAGAACUAACUUCCCACUUGGACCUAAAUGUCCCCCUGCUGCCCAGCCUGCUGCAGGGCACACCAGCCUCCCUGCUCCAGCUGCCCAUGGGUGCCAGCCACGUGGUGCCACCUCCUGCCCGCCCAGUGGCACCUACCAGCUCUGAUGGAAAGAGCCUACCCUGCUGACCCUGCAGGCAGGCAAGGGCAGCAUCAGCUCCCAUGGGCAAUUUCUUCUCAGUUUAUAAAUUAAUUUUGGCAAAAGCUACAUAAAAAUUAUAUUUUGAAAGAUAUGAACUCCAAAAUUAGAAAAUGUCCCUAAGUUCACCCUGGUUACCUGUAUCUACACAUUUCUUUAACACAGUUUAAUGGUCUGCUAUAUAUACAUAUAUUAUACAAAAAAGUACCGGCUGCAACUGGAUGAUAUACUAGUAACCUUUAACAAACCAAGCAACUUAGCAGGAGCUUCAUGGUAGGUAAGAUAUAAAAAUGAGAACUCUUGGAUCUACCGCUAACCAGAUUUGUAGUUUUGUCUUUCACUUCAUUCCUUGCAGGAUAAAAUGCAAAGUCUAUCUUCUUUUUAGCCCAUGACAGAUUUAAAGUUAUGAAGCUAGGCAAAGGGAUAUCUAGAGAAUUAUCUUUAGUUGUUUGUUUCUUUUCUUUUUCCUUCAAAAUGACUAGAAUGAUCUAGGUUAGAAGUGGAUCUUGUGUGUGUGUUAAU